AUGGGUAUGUCUAAAAAAUUAAUGAAGGCUAUAAUUGUGUAUGUGGCUCUUAUUAUGGUGUUCUUCACGUUUGCAUCACUCAAGACCAAUGCUCAAGAAAUAAUAAUAAGCUAUGACGCUCUCGGUCAAGAUCAUGCAUGGGGAUGUAGUCCAAAGUAUCCUAAUUUACCAGCUUGUCAGAGACAAAGGGUCAAUCCCUAG
Messenger RNA from Camelina sativa (false flax), 201 nucleotides. RefSeq lists its product as uncharacterized. Lineage: Eukaryota; Viridiplantae; Streptophyta; Magnoliopsida; Brassicales; Brassicaceae. The record is from RefSeq and is a predicted model, not a curated record.